UAAGGCAUGGUGCAUUCAGCUGGGUGCCAACCUUAGAGCAUGUCUGCCAUGAAGAUCCUCUGGGGCCUCCUCGUGCUCUGCACGCUGAGCCACUUCUGCAGCAGUUCAGAAGUCAACAAUAAGCCUGUAAUAACUGUUGACUGCAGCAUUUACAAGAAGUAUCCAGUGGUAGCCAUCCCUUGCCCCAUCACAUACCUGCCAGUUUGUGGUUCUGACUAUAUCACCUACGGGAAUGAAUGCCACUUGUGUACAGAGAGCUUGAAAAGUAAUGGAAAAAUUCAGUUUCUUCAUGAAGGACAGUGCUAACUUCUCCGUGGAUGCGGAUAGAAAGCCAUGAUAUUUCAUCAUCUUCAUCACGCCUGGGAAAUGGCUAACUUGCUUCCAUCUCUACUGAUGUUUGAGUGGGGACAGAGCCAGAUUCAGUCAUUAUUGAAUGUAGAAAAUUGUUGUGCUUUUUCUUACAAACUCACACCUUACUGGUAGACUGUCUUAUUUUAUACCUCAGUAAAGAAUUUCUCCAGAAAAUUCAUCAUUACUUUUGUUUUUAUUUGUAUCCAGAUCAAAAAAUCUGAAAAAACUGAAAAUCUGAAAAAUUUUCAGAU
Octodon degus (degu) is the source of this 602-nucleotide messenger RNA. RefSeq names its product serine peptidase inhibitor, Kazal type 7 (putative) (gene Spink7). The coding region runs from base 40 to 306 and encodes 88 amino acids. NCBI's taxonomy places the organism in Eukaryota, Metazoa, Chordata, Mammalia, Rodentia, Octodontidae. Gene Ontology annotation, molecular function: protein binding. The record is from RefSeq and is a predicted model, not a curated record. The transcript is spliced from 4 exons.